CUCUCUUCAUGGGGGACAGAGAACCGAUUUAUGAGUGGCGUGCUCCCAGCCACACCUGGGGGACCUGUAGAGGGAUCCAGUGACAACAUCACAGUCUUAACAGAAUCCCAACUUGGUCUCCUGCUAAAGGUUGUGAAAGCCAUGCAGAUGUUCGUUUCAUAUGACAAGGCGGCACUUCGUUCCACAAUGGCCUCUCUUGCUGCAGCAAAUGCAGAGUUUUGCUUCAAUCUGUUCAGAGAGAUGGAUAACAAUCAAGGAAGUGAAAAUGUGUUCUUUUCUUCCCUGAGCAUCUUCACUGCCCUGGCCCUGGUCCGUUUGGGCGCACGGGGUGAUUGUGUUUCCCAGAUUGAUAAGAUGCUUCACUUCAACACAGCGUCAGGAUGGGGAAGCUCUUCUAACACUCAGCCAGGACUUCAAUCUCAACUGAAAAGAGUCCUCUCUGAUAUAAACACAUCCCAUAGGUAUUACGAGCUCAGCAUUGUCAAUGGUCUUUUCGCAGAAAAAGUGUUUGACUUUCAUAAGGACUAUAUUGAGUGUGCUGAAAAAUUAUACAAUGCCAAAGUGGAACGAGUUGACUUUACAAAUGAUGUAGAAGAUACCAGAUAUAAAAUUAAUAAAUGGGUUGAAAAUGAGACACAUGGUAAAAUCAGGAAUGUCUUUCAAGAAGAUGGCAUAAGCUCCUCUGCUGUAAUGGUGCUGGUGAAUGCCGUGUACUUCAAAGGCAAGUGGGAGUUGGCCUUCAGCAAGAAUGAAACCUUAAAUUGUCAUUUCAAAUCUCCCAAGUGUCCUGGGAAAGCAGUCUCCAUGAUGCAUCAAGAACGGAAGUUCAAUUUGUCUGUCAUUAGAGACCCACCCAUGCAGGUUCUUGAGCUCAAGUAUCAUGGUGGCAUAAGCAUGUACAUAAUGCUGCCUGAGAAUGACCUAUCCCAAAUUGAAAACAGGCUGACCUUUCAGAAUCUAAUGGAGUGGACCAAUCCAAGAAAAAUGAGCUCUCAGUAUGUUGAGGUGUUUCUUCCUCAAUUCAAGAUAGAGAAGAAUUAUGAAAUCAAACACCAUUUAAGAGCCCUGGGGCUGAAAGACAUCUUUGAUGAAUCCAGAGCUGAUCUGUCUGGUAUAGCUGCAGGAGGCCGUCUGUAUGUGUCCAAAAUGGUGCACAAGUCCUACAUAGAGGUCACUGAGGAGGGUACAGAGGCCACUGCUGCUACAGGAAGUAACAUCGUAGAAAAGCAGCUCCCCGAGUCCAGGGUAUUCAGAGCUGAUCACCCAUUCCUCUUCAUCAUCAGGAAGAAUGACAUCAUCUUGUUUAGUGGCAAAGUCUCUUGCCCUUGAAAAUCCAGUUGGUUUCUAUUAUAGCAGUCCUUCCCAUGUCAAGGAACCACCACAGGAGAAUAGAUUUGAAUGUAAUGGAAGCACGUGGUAUUUCCUUUGUGUUUACUUUCUUCUCAUAUUGAUCAGCGGAUGACUUUGGAAACUUGACCCUUUAUGGACACCUGGUUGGUUGUCCUGACCCUGCUUGAACCUUUCUACUACCAUGUGCCUCACUCAUCUCUAAGUUCUUUCUCUUUUUGCCCCAACUCAUUCCUACCAUCUUGCCACCCUCCCCUCCCCCGCCCCUAUAGCCCCUUGGACCCAGAGCUGAGCAUCAUGUCUGGGAACAGUUGGUGAUGACAAAGCAGCCCUAAAGAUUUGUCAGAAACUCUAUAGUUAUCCUGGUUACUCAGUUUCAUCAUAGAUGAGCUUCGAAGGAAGUCCAGCUGCUGGAUGUAGGUGUGAGGGAUAUUCUUUCCCUGCUGACCUAGAAAGACAUUAGAAAGCUUCCUUUCACACACCCGAUUUGAGAUCAGUGUUGAAUUUAGAUGCCAAAAAAUAUAGAUUUGGGUUUGGGGGACAACUAAAAUAUUUCAUUAAUAAUUUCAAGUUCAUGUCUUUCCAUCUUUCCUUGAUAUAGACUUUUUUUUUCCCUUGGUAGAGACUUAACAUGUACAUAGUUUUUCAAAUAUUAUGUAUCUUUGAACUACUGCCAUUUGUUAUUUAUGGUAUAUAUUUCAUGAGCUGUGUAGUUUGUUCUCUGUUUAUCAGAAUAAAUAAAUACAACACGGCUGUA
Molecule: messenger RNA, 2104 nt
Organism: Nyctereutes procyonoides (raccoon dog)
Lineage: Eukaryota; Metazoa; Chordata; Mammalia; Carnivora; Canidae
Product: serpin B7-like
Exons: 8
Coding region: 31-1329 (432 amino acids)
Biological process (GO): negative regulation of endopeptidase activity
Molecular function (GO): serine-type endopeptidase inhibitor activity
Source: RefSeq, a predicted model, not a curated record